AUGACGAACAAAGGAAAAGAUGUUAAGAUAAAGGUCAACAUGCACUGCGAGGGAUGCGCCGACACUGUUCGUAAUUGCCUCAGAGGUUUCGACGGUGUCGAAGAGAUUGUCACAGAUACGGAGAAACACGAGGUCAUUGUCAAGGGCGAAAGUGUGGAUAUUGUGGAGGUAUUGGAGAGGUUGAGGAAGAAAUUUAACAAAAAUGCCGAGCUAAUAAGCCCAGAACUCCCAAAGGCCAAGAAAGAAGAAGAGAAGAAGAAGGAAGAGAUUCCGGUCAAAACAGUAGUGCUCAAGAUUUUCAUGCACUGCGAGGGUUGCGUGCGUGAUAUCAAGAAGAGCAUCUACCAAAUGGAAGGUGUUCUAUCUGUGAAACCGGACAUGGCCGGGGGAACGGUGGCUGUCAAAGGGGCUGUCGAGCCGCCGAAGCUCAUGGAGUACAUCAAGAAAAAAACAGGCAAGCAAGCGGAGAUCGUGAAGUGCUGCAUGAACAACCUCUGCUGUCACUGCUGGGAGAAUGCUUUCAACGACGAGAAUGUCCAUUCUUGUUCCGCCAUGUAA
Eucalyptus grandis is the source of this 558-nucleotide messenger RNA. Its product is annotated as heavy metal-associated isoprenylated plant protein 8-like. Gene Ontology annotation, molecular function: metal ion binding. NCBI's taxonomy places the organism in Eukaryota, Viridiplantae, Streptophyta, Magnoliopsida, Myrtales, Myrtaceae. The transcript has 5 exons. Bases 1 to 558 code for a protein of 185 amino acids. The record is from RefSeq and is a predicted model, not a curated record.